Copidosoma floridanum is the source of this 2379-nucleotide messenger RNA. RefSeq names its product tyramine beta hydroxylase (gene Tbh). The record is from RefSeq and is a predicted model, not a curated record. Lineage: Eukaryota; Metazoa; Arthropoda; Insecta; Hymenoptera; Encyrtidae. Gene Ontology annotation, cellular component: secretory granule membrane. Gene Ontology annotation, biological process: octopamine biosynthetic process; dopamine catabolic process; norepinephrine biosynthetic process. Gene Ontology annotation, molecular function: copper ion binding; dopamine beta-monooxygenase activity.
UCAGUCCAACUCGAGCAGUGGCCCCUUGAGCGGAAAACCCGUCAACAUGAAGUGGUUUAUCGCGCUCGUGGCGAUCGUCACCAAGUUUUUCAUUUUUGCGAGGGGCAGGCAGGAGGAGGCGGACGUGCACUCGGUGCCCCUUGGCUCCGAGGCUCGGAUGAGCUGGAGGAUUGACUUUACGCCCGAGGAGAUAGCAGCGGAGGUACAUUUCAGCGGGGAGGAAAAUUCGUGGUUUGCGGUGGGCUUUUCGAACUACGGCGAAUCCAAACCGGCGGAUUAUUGCGUUUUGUGGGUCGACUGGCACCGCGAGACGCAUUUGCAGGACGCCUGGAGCGACGAGGCCGGUAAAUUGAAUCUCGACGAGCAGCAAGAUUGCAAAAGCUUCAAGUGGAAGAAGCAUGGAAAUUUAACCAAGUUCGCGUUCACCCGAAAGUUCGAUACCUGCGACGAGCACGACUACGUGAUCGAGAGAGGCACGACUCACCUGGUGUGGCUGAAAGGCAGCGGGCCCCUGACCUCCCUCGCUGGCCUCGGGGUGGCCAACGCCAAGUCCUCCGGUAUGUCGAGGACGGAGCUGCUGAGGUCGCGCCACCCGAAGCCCCGCUAUCCCGCGGACGCCUGGGCCCACGAGGUCAGGAACGACAGAGUCCAGGUGCCCAACGCCGAGACGACCUACUGGUGCCGGGUGUUCAAGUUACCCUCAACGCUAAGAAAAAAACACCACGUUCUCCAAUUCGGGCCCGCCAUUGAGAGCGGCAACGAGCACUUGGUGCACCACAUGGAGGUAUUCCACUGCGCCGGACCUGCCGAUCUCGAAGUGCCGUUGUACAACGGGCCCUGUGACUCGCCCGAUCGCCCGCAACGAACGCAGAUCUGCAAAAAGGUGGUGGCCGCGUGGGCCAUGGGCGCCGACGCCUUCGUCUACCCGGAGGAGGCGGGCUUGCCGAUCGGCGGGGCCGGCUUCAACCGGCACGUCAUGCUCGAGGUCCACUACAACAACCCGGAGCUGCGAGCCGGUAUCGCCGACUCGUCCGGGGUCCGGUUCGUCUUCACGAGGAACCUCAGGCGGUACGACGCGGGCGUCGUCGAGCUCGGACUCGAGUACACCGACAAAAUGGCCAUCCCACCCGGACAGGAGGAGUUUGCGCUGUCGGGCCAUUGCAUUGCCGAGUGCACGGGAGUUGGCCUCCCGCAGGCAGGGAUCCACGUGUUCGGCUCGCAACUGCACACCCACCUGGCCGGCCGGCGAGUCGUUACGAGGCACGUCCGCGACGGCAAGGAGCUGCAGCCCCUCAACUACGACAACCACUACUCCACCCACUUCCAGGAGAUCAGGCUGCUGCCGCGCCCCGUCACCGUAUUGCCGGGCGACUCUUUGAUUACCACGUGCACAUAUCGGACGACGGACAGGCAGAACGUGACGACCGGUGGCUUCGCCAUUUCCGAGGAGAUGUGCGUCAACUACGUGCACUACUACCCGAACACGCGGCUGGAGGUUUGCAAGAGUUCGGUGAGCGACGACGCGCUGGCCACGUACUUUCGUUACCUACGCGAGUGGGAGAACCAAAGGACGAGCGCCGACAAGGGAAUCUCCGACAAUUACAGGAGCAUCGAGUGGACCAAGGUUCGCGUGGCAGCGCUCAACGACAUCUACAAGGACGCCCCUCUAGGAAUGCAGUGCAACGGGUCGGAUGGAUCUCGGCUUCCCGGGCUGUGGGACAAUGUCGCGGCGACGCCGGUGAGUCUUCCUUUGGCGCCGCCGGCGCGCAACUGUCCGGACUCGGGGUACCAAAACGACGAGGGAGAAAUGAUUGGUAGAGCCUGAACGGACGCAGUUACCGCAAACGGAAAGUCACGUUAGACCAAACGAAAGUACCUUCCGAUAACAAAUAAAAAAGGUACUUUAUUACAUAGACAGAGAGAUAACAAUAAUAUACUAUUGUAGUUAUACCUGAUUGUCAUUCAAAUAAAUUAUACGUCGAUGUGUGUGCCAAAAUACAAAAAAAAAACAACAACUACUAAAGUCGUCAGGCAUCGAUAGAGUUGCGUAUUUUAUAAAAGAUGUAAACGGUUUACGAGUCAAGAAAUGAAAAAAAUACAUGUCAAGAACGUUGAUGUAAGUGUUGAAUGUUCAAAAGUUUAUAAAUUACCUCUUGGUUUGAUGUAAAAACUAUUUUUGCGCCCCUACUUGUAGCUAAAAAAUGGGGUUGUGUAAGUGAAUAACACAAGUUUGGCUUUUGAAAUAAGAAAUGAGAAUAACAAAUGCAGACACCCAAAAUUGCAAAUGCAGGCCACUUUGCACACAAGUAGAGUAUUUUUUGAAAAGUCCAUGGUACUCAACUGGAAAGGAUAAACUAUCAUGUAUGAACUAUUAGUUGU